Molecule: messenger RNA, 876 nt
Organism: Astyanax mexicanus (Mexican tetra)
Lineage: Eukaryota; Metazoa; Chordata; Actinopteri; Characiformes; Acestrorhamphidae
Exons: 3
Coding region: 1-876 (291 amino acids)
Source: RefSeq, a predicted model, not a curated record
AUGCUCCUUCUGGGACUCAUAAGUGCGGAACUGCUCAGUCCGUGUUCAGGCGAAUCGUCUCACGUUGUGAAUCUGACUGAUUCGGUUCCAUCGGUGGUUGGAGCUCCAGUGUGGACUGGUGGGAAAAUCGUGUUAAACUCCAGAGGAACUGGGAAAUCUUCCCGUCACUCGUCGGAGUUUAUACCCGAGGCGGCCCUGCGGGUGACCUUAUCCGGACAGUGUGAGGACGGUGUGGUAGCGGGUGCAGUGUGUGUGUGUGUGUUAGUAUCCAGACAGUGUGAGGAUGGUGGGGUAGCGGGUGCGGUGUGUGUGUUAGUAUCCGGACAGUGUGAGGACGGUGGGGUAGCGGGUGCGGUGUGGGUGUUAGUAUCCGGACAGUGUGAGGACGGUGGGGUAGCGGGUGCGGUGUGUGUGUUAGUAUCCGGACAGUGUGAGGACGGUGUGGUAGCGGGUGCAGUGUGUGUGUGGGUGUUAGUAUCCGGACAGUGUGAGGACGGUGGGGUAGCGGGUGCGGUGUGUGUGUUAGUAUCCGGACAGUGUGAGGACGGUGGGGUAGCGGGUGCGGUGUGGGUGUUAGUAUCCGGACAGUGUGAGGACGGUGGGGUAGCGGGUGCGGUGUGUGUGUUAGUAUCCGGACAGUGUGAGGACGGUGUGGUAGCGGGUGCAGUGUGUGUGUUAGUAUCCGGACAGUGUGAGGACGGUGUGGUAGCGGGUGCAGUGUGUGUGUGUGUGUUAGUAUCCGGACAGUGUGAGGACGGUGGGGUAGCGGGUGCGGUGUGUGUGUUAGUAUCCGGACAGUGUGAGGAUGGUGGGGUAGCGGGUGCGGUGUGUGUGUGUGGGUGUGAGUAUCCGGACAGUGUGAGGACGGUGGGGUAG